UUGAUUUCUUUUCUCUCUUCUGUCCCUAAGCCAUUGAUGAUGGCUCUCAGCAACUUCAGCUGGAGGCUACUCCAGCCUUCUUUUUACCUAGUAGGUAUUCCAGGUCUAGAGGAAAGUCAGCACUGGAUAGCCCUGCCCCUGGGUGUCCUUUACUUUCUGGCUUUAGUGGGUAAUGUUACCAUUCUCUCCAUCAUCUGGACUGAUUCUUCCUUGCACCAACCUAUGUACCUCUUCCUGGCCAUGUUGGCUGCCAUUGACCUAGUCUUGGCCUCCUCCACUGCACCCAAGGCCCUUGCCGUGCUUUUGGUUCAUGGUCAUGAGAUUGGGUACAUUGUCUGCUUGGUCCAGAUGUUCUUCAUUCAUGCGUUCUCCUCCAUGGAGUCAGGUGUACUUGUGGCUAUGGCUCUGGACCGAUAUGUAGCCAUUUGCCGCCCUCUGCAUCAUCCCACAAUAUUGCAUCCAAGGGUAGUAGGGCACAUUGGAAUGGGAGUGCUGGUGCGUGGAUUACUUCUUCUCAUUCCCUUUCCCAUCCUGUUACAGAACCUCAGCUUCUGCCAGGCUACUAUCAUAAGCCAUACCUAUUGUGAGCAUAUGGCUGUGGUAAAACUUGCUUGUUCACAAACUACAGUAAAUCGAGCUUAUGGACUUACAGUAGCAGUGCUUGUGGUUGGGCUGGAUGUUUUGGCUAUUGGCAUUUCCUAUGCUCUUAUCCUCCAGGCAGUGCUGAAGGUUCCAGGGGGUGAGGCCCGACUCAAAGCCUUUAGCACAUGUGGAUCUCAUGUGUGUGUCAUCUUGGUCUUCUACAUCCCUGGACUGUUCUCCUUCCUCACUCACCGCUUUGGCCACCAUGUGCCCCAUCACAUCCAUGUUCUUCUGGCCACUCUCUAUCUUCUUGUGCCACCUGCUCUCAAUCCUCUUGUCUAUGGGGUAAAGACUCAACAGAUUCGCCAGCGAGUGCUCAAGGUGUUCUACAUAAAAGAAUUGAUCUGA
Molecule: messenger RNA, 990 nt
Organism: Heterocephalus glaber (naked mole-rat)
Lineage: Eukaryota; Metazoa; Chordata; Mammalia; Rodentia; Bathyergidae
Product: olfactory receptor 52L1
Biological process (GO): G protein-coupled receptor signaling pathway
Cellular component (GO): plasma membrane
Molecular function (GO): olfactory receptor activity; G protein-coupled receptor activity
Source: RefSeq, a predicted model, not a curated record